AUGGAUGCUGUUGCAGAGGAAGGGGACACAGUUUCUAUAGCAGAUUUGACGAUUGGUUUGCUUAUUGAUUUAUUAAAAGAUUCUGUGACAGAACUUGAUGAUAAUAUUCGUAAAGCAGAAAUAUGCCUAGGUGAAAUAAAAAUACGAGAACGUAAUGCAUUAAUAAUCUGGAUAGUAUAUUCAUUAUUAGCAUAUACCGCAUAUGUAGUAGGAUAUUGGUAUUUUAUCUAUAUGUCUAACGAGGGAGAAAAUUGGGAUUUCAUGAAGGUGGCGCCUGUUUUAACAGGACCUUUUUUCAUAGUAAUUGGUUAUAGAUUCAUUGCUUUAUGGUAUAAAAGAGAAGAAACAAAUGAAAUAUCUCAACUUGAACAACUAAGAGCCAAACAAAGCCUUAAAGUAGAAGAAUUAAAAAAGAAAACUGGUUAUUAUACAACUAAAACUUUGUUGGAAAGAUACGAUUCAACAACCAAACUUCCAGCAAAUCUUCCCGGUCAAAAAAAUCCACCAAUAACAACAAUACCUGGUAAUUUAAAACCUGGGCCAAAUUCUUUACGUCAACGCUUGCCACCACCAAACAACAACAACAAUAGUGGAGUUAAUAAUAAUAAUAAUGGAAAUAUUGACCAACAAUUAUCUAGAUCAUUAUCAUCAUCGUCAAUAAAUCAAAUUAAUAAUGUACAAAAUCAGCAGCGUCAUUGGUAUGAUAAACUAGUUGAUGUAGUUGUUGGUGAUGAUGAGCAAAAAUAUGCUUUGAUUUGUAAGGAUUGCUAUACUUGGAAUGGUUUGACUUUUGCAGCUGAUUAUGAUGAUAUUCAAUAUUAUUGUAAAAAUUGUAAUCAUUUCAAUCCAUCAAAAAGAUCUUUAAGAAAUAAUGCUGUUUCAGCACCAGCAUCAUUAAAUCAAAGAGGUCGAUCUACAACACCAAAACCAACAAGUAGAGAUUCAUCAUCAGGUCCGGAAAAAUCAAAAGAAAAACAUGAUAAUCAUGACGACGAUGGUGAUGUUGCUGUUAAUAAAAGAUUGUCAUCAAGAUCUAGAAGUAAAGGUAGUCAUCAUGGUGAUGGUACUGAGGGUGAUGACAAUAAUGAAGAUAAUGUUAAAGAUGAAGUUUGA
Messenger RNA from Entrophospora candida, 1113 nucleotides. The record is from the annotation of a GenBank genome assembly. Lineage: Eukaryota; Fungi; Glomeromycota; Glomeromycetes; Entrophosporales; Entrophosporaceae.